Molecule: messenger RNA, 816 nt
Organism: Didymodactylos carnosus
Lineage: Eukaryota; Metazoa; Rotifera; Eurotatoria; Philodinida; Philodinidae
Source: the annotation of a GenBank genome assembly
AUGACACGGUUGUGUAAUGCUGUGAAUAAAAGUUUGUUAAUAAGCUUCUGGAGUGAAAAAUCGCAUUCAAAAUGGCUUUCUCAAAAUAUAGUCACCGCUUUUCCUGAGACCGAUUUUGACUGUGUCAUUAUGCUACAUGAUAAUUCGACGUGGACAUCUCAUGAGGCUUAUACAAAAUUUAUAUGGAUUAGAGCUCAGCGACAAAUUCGCUUUUGGUAUUUGAAGCGAUUUAUCACACCGUACAUUCUUCGAGCGUACCGAUACAUAUGGGUGGUUAACGAUGACGCCGAACUGGCGUUUAAACCGUUACAUUACCAGUGUGUCGUUGAUCAUUUAAAUAUUCCACUCUCUGGUCCUGUCUAUCUUUCUGGCGCUCAUGCUCAUCCCAUAACGAACCCGGACAGUAAUUUCAUACAAAAAAUCGGAAGAUGGACAGAUUUUGUUGAAACAGGAAUUGUUCUCGUAGGAUCCUCACUAGCAUGGGAAUGUAUCUGGAAAUAUUUGGAUUUGGCUACAGGUUUCGGUUGGGGAAUAGAUCUCGUGUGGUGUAAAAUGAUUGGUAUCAAAUGUUUGCCGAAAGGUCAAGAGAAUCGCGCGUGUGCCAUUUUAGAUGCAUUCGGCAUGCAUCACCGCACUGACGGUAUCGUAUCAAUUGCAAAAGGUUCGCCAGAGGCUGCUGCAUAUCAAAUACUCGAAUAUAAAAUUUUCAAUACAAAAAUGAAAAAUUUUGCUCCUGUAGCGGAAAAUCGAGAUAUUUUUGAUUCAUGUUCUAAAAAUGAAAAAAACUCUUCUGCUGUUAUUGUGAGUAAGUUAUAG